Molecule: messenger RNA, 774 nt
Organism: Ostreobium quekettii
Lineage: Eukaryota; Viridiplantae; Chlorophyta; Ulvophyceae; Bryopsidales; Ostreobiaceae
Source: the annotation of a GenBank genome assembly
AUGGCGGGAAGGUCCGAGAGACGACGACGAGAACGGCGUGGAGCCCUGCACAGUGUUCGUCGGGGAAAUCGCGCACCUGGUGGACAGGAGGCGGCUGAAAGAUCUGUUAGGGCGCUUCCGCCUCUUGACGCCACGGUGGUGCGUGAAAAGCUGACGUCCCGCCGGCGCUGCUUGGGCUUCGUGACGCUGCCCGACAAGUGGGCCAUGGAAGACGUCAUCCGGGAGCUGCACAAAUCCAAGGUGGACGGCCGCAUGAUCAGCGUGCGCCACGGCAUGCCCAAGGACUGGCAACACCAGCAGCCCAUGCGCGACCGCGUGGGAGACUCUGGACAGGGGUGGGCGCGAACGGGGGGCUGUGUGGUGCGACGGGAACACCCUCGACGGGAGCCGUACGCGGUGGGAGGGCAACUAGGUACAUGCACUGGGUGCGCGGAGGCGACGUUGGGCACGUGGAGGCGCGCAAAGGCAUGCAGACAACUGCCAGAUCCGCCGCGGUACCCCGCACGGAGGGCGGACAUUGCAGGCGGGACGCCAGGGUGCAGGACGGGGUCCCCAGGAGGGAGAACGGCGACUGCGUGCACGAUGCCCGGCGGGCCGACGAAGAGUCUGAGUAACGGGUGGCAGUCUUGGCUGGGGCGCAGAACGGUGGUCGAAGAGGACCGCGUGUGCGGAUGGCUUGUUGGCGCCGCCACGGGGCGGAUGGUCCUCCGGAUGAUGCCGACCGGUCCCACAAGGCGGAUGGGAGAAGUGGUGCGGGCGCGUGUUCAGAAGUGA